AUGAACUCCAAUAUUCUGAAAUUAUUACAACGGACUAGUAAAAGAUUUGUCUCGUCAAAGGAUUUUGAACCUGUGAUAGGGUCUAAUCCGAAAAAGCAAACGUCUAGACUAGUGGUCGGUUCUGUUGGUGUUAUGAUUCCAGUUCUACUUUAUCUUUUCUAUAAGAACAAUAGCAAUCAUAGCGAAAUUAAGAAGAUAUACCAAAAUGAGAAAAAAAUUUAG
This is a messenger RNA of Saccharomyces paradoxus, 222 nucleotides long. It is a transcript of the gene DPC7, whose product is annotated as Dpc7p. The transcript has a single exon. The record is from RefSeq and is a predicted model, not a curated record. Lineage: Eukaryota; Fungi; Ascomycota; Saccharomycetes; Saccharomycetales; Saccharomycetaceae. The coding region runs from base 1 to 222 and encodes 73 amino acids.